AUGGCUCUGAAGAAAUCAGCAGCAAGCCAGGCUUCGCGGGCAACCCCUAUCCCGGAAGUCGCGGAUACAGAGGAGACAGUCGAGGGAAGUAACACCCCCAUUGCGGAGGAAGAAACCGACAUCGCAGGAACCCAGGACCCAGCACCUGCAGAUAAUGAAGAGAUAGGAACCCCUGCGACUGAACUCUCCACAAUGGAGAAGGCUGCCCUAGAGCUUGAGGUUCUUCAGAUCCUUCGCGAACGGCUUGGAAUUAUCCCUCAGAAACAUUCGCAAAGCCACGAAUCUGGAUCGCCACCCGCGAAGAAAACUGACAUCCGGAUCCGACCACCAACCAAAUCUGAACGCUACUCAACUAAGGACUAUACCACCUAUCGUGCCUUCAUCACCAGCCAAGAAUCCACCGCGGAUGCUAAUGAGCCCCAGCUUGGCGACCCAAGAAAUCGCAAGCAGGAAGCGUGGUCGCGAAUGGUUUAUAUGAAACCUCGCGACGGCGAAACCGACUAUGCCUAUUGGCAGCGUUGGCGCGAACAGCGCGCAGAGAUUGGGGACGACUCGCGGGACCUGGCGAAGGUGUGGUUACACCUCUUCUUCGAGUCAUUCCCGCGAGCCCUAAAGAAUAAGGUUCGCGAGCUUCCGGAAUUCCCUAAGACUGAGGAAGAACUGGUUUCCCUCCUCGCGAGGCUGCGCCCAAACCUUGAGUCUAACACUCACCGGGACCCCUCGCGACGGAACCACAGAAACCACCAUGGCUCAGGAGGUUCCGUGAAGCGCCCUGAGGACAGGGUCUUUUCCGACAAGGGAGAGAAAGCGGAAACCACUGUCACCGCCAACUCCAAAGAAGGCAAAAAGAAGGAGUUCAAGAAAUUUAACCCUGAUGUGAAGUGUUACAACUGUGGAAAGACAGGACACAUCGCGAGCAUCGUCGCGGAAGAGCAUAGGGGUGGGCCUAUACUCUCCCACCCAAGCCUGUUCCUGCAGGCCUGGGUAGCUCGCGAUGGCAUGACACCAGCGCUCCAGUCGCUGGUGGAUAGUGGGAGCUCGAUCAAUAUCGUGCCUGCCACCCUCGCGAAGGAAGCUGGCUGGAAGCUACUCCCACGCCAGGUCUUCGCGAGGACCCUAACCUCGCAGGAGGUUAGGAAUGAAGGAGUUGUUAAAAUGGAGGUUACCCUCGCGGACAGUGAUGGCAAGGAGCAGAGGUUCCGCGAGCUAGCGGUGGCAUCCCCAGAUGUAAACUACAUCGUGUUAGGGAUACCAUGGUUAAAGAGACAUGACCCCGCGACACUGUGGGCGCAGGAGAAGGUCAUCCUCCGCGAUGACCCGCCCAUCGAUAUCGGUGUGAUGACGAUGGAAGAGCUCGCGGAGGAUCAGGAGGCGAUGCUAGCACCAGAUGAGGUCGCUAAUGAGGCGGUGGGAACCGCCGCGGAGUAUAGAGAUGCCCUAGAAGUCGCGGUAGUGGACACCGCGGGGCAUAGAGAUACCCGGGGCCAAGGAGUUGCCCGAAGGCCUGAAGAGGCGACUAAGAGGGUGGUCGCGAGCAGCACCACUACACCUAGAGAGGCAUCCACAGUGGCGAUCACCAGAAGUGCCGCGGAGCAGAAAGUUGAGUAUGCUCGGGCUAUCAUCUUGAAUGGUACCACGGCAGUACCUGAGGCCUUGGCCCAGGGAGAAGCCAUCCGAGAGGGGUGUGCUGAGGAAGGGCCCUACCGCAGGGACCCAUCCGCGGAGAUCAGGGCGGUGGUCCCAAGAAUUCUCCGCGCGGAUGAGUUCGCGAAGAAUAUUCUUGCAGGGCUCGAGGACCCCGCGAAGUUCCAACCAUGGAACCGGUGCGCGAAGGACCAGUUGUCCCGUUGGAAACUUCGCGAAGGCUUUUCUACCGGAGGGAACGCCUGUAUAUCCUUGACGAGUAUGGGAUGA
Messenger RNA from Aspergillus thermomutatus, 1914 nucleotides. RefSeq lists its product as uncharacterized. Gene Ontology annotation, molecular function: zinc ion binding; nucleic acid binding. The transcript has 4 exons. Bases 1 to 1914 code for a protein of 637 amino acids. The record is from RefSeq and is a predicted model, not a curated record. Lineage: Eukaryota; Fungi; Ascomycota; Eurotiomycetes; Eurotiales; Aspergillaceae.